AUGCCGUUGUCAGGCUCUGCAUCGGCUUUGCCGUCCUUUCGGAAGCAGCAUCUCCUUGUCGAGUUCUCGCGCCUUCGCUAUGCCCAACUUGAUGGCGUUUUCCUGAGCAUCACGCCUGGCGACCCAUCACUGUGGGUCGGUGUGAUCUUCGUGCGAAAAGGACCAUAUGCGCCUGCAGUCUUACGCUUCCAAAUCUCCUUCCCACCAAGCUAUCCCGCCAUACCCCCCCUAGUGACCUUUUCCACCGAUGUCUUUCACCCCUUGCUCACGCCGCUUACCACGUAUACGUACACGACUGGAUCUGCCGAGUCGGAUACCGUAAGUGCCACGGAUGAGGAGCGCUUGCCGCCGGGUGGAUUCAGUCUGCGACACGGCUUCCCACACUGGUUUGGACGAACUCGAUCCUCUGUGCCUGAUUCUCGUCACCCCAGUGGCUCUGCCUUGGCCAGUCCCACACGUUCCGACUUCAAUGUCACCUCGGGUGCUCCUGGUGCGGCCCGCUCGACAGAGGAAAUCUCCAUUGUGCGCAUGAUAGAGUACAUACGUUCCACCUUCAGUAAUGAGUCAAUCUUGGACUCGCUUCCGCUCGAUGCCGCUGCCAAUCCAGGAGCCUAUCACGCGUGGCGGGCCCAUCGUGCUCCUGUUCUGCGAGCUCAGCAAUCUCCACCCACAGAGCCUAGCCCUGAGCUGCCGGUAAGUGACAAGUCAGAAAGUAGCAAUGCGCUAGGCCCAAACAGGCGCCCUGGAGAAUGGAAUUGGGAGGGUGUAUGGGAGGAGCGUGUGAGAAAAGCAGUCAAGGCGAGUCUCUCUGAGCCUGUGCUUUUUGGCACAGGCGCUGGAGAAGACAUUAUUCGCUUCCGUGAAGCAGACGAGGAAAUGCAGGAGAAAAUGAAGAUGCACCUAGAGAUGGCUGCCGCUCGUACUGCUGAAGUAUAA
Molecule: messenger RNA, 936 nt
Organism: Bipolaris oryzae ATCC 44560
Lineage: Eukaryota; Fungi; Ascomycota; Dothideomycetes; Pleosporales; Pleosporaceae
Exons: 4
Coding region: 1-936 (311 amino acids)
Source: RefSeq, a predicted model, not a curated record